Messenger RNA from Schistocerca cancellata (South American locust), 1848 nucleotides. RefSeq lists its product as uncharacterized. NCBI's taxonomy places the organism in Eukaryota, Metazoa, Arthropoda, Insecta, Orthoptera, Acrididae. The record is from RefSeq and is a predicted model, not a curated record. Gene Ontology annotation, molecular function: catalytic activity. Bases 1 to 1848 code for a protein of 615 amino acids. The transcript has 2 exons.
AUGCGAUGUGCCAACUCCCCAUUCAUUGGAAAAACCUCACUGGUUAAAAAGCCUAUAAGAUUACAGCAGGACGGAUAUAAUAGGAGACGAAAAAGGCUAAGAAAACGGACUGUCUUAAUUGGUGUAUGGAAUAUACAAGGAUUACAAAAUAAAGUAGGAGAAGUGAUUAAAGAAAUGGAGGCUAGAAAUCAGGAUAUUAUUAUACUCUCAGAAACUAAGAAAAAAGGACGAGGUAUUGAACGAAUAGGAUCAUAUACACAUUUCUAUAGUGGUGUCCCAAAAAAUCAAAGAGCAAAACGGGGGAUAUCGAUAUUGAUGAAAAACAAAUUCAAAAGAAUGGUCACAAACUGGGAACCUAUUGAUGAAAAUCUGAUUAAAAUUAAUAUUGAUAUUCAUGGAUACAAAAUUACUAUUAUAGGAGUAUAUGGAAUAAGCGAAGAUGAACCAAUUUGUAAAAAGGAUGAUUUCUAUAAUAAUUUAAAUGGAAUCAUAGAAGAUAUCGGGAAAACCAGGGAGAUUAUUAUUGCAGGGGAUUUUAACAGUAGAACUGGAAGUAAAAUUGGAAAUAAAAUUAUAGGACCAUUUGGAGAAAAUGUUACAAAUGAUAAUGGUAAUAGACUUAUUGAUAUCUGUGAACAAAAUUCAUUGAAAAUAUUAAAUGGCUUUUAUCAACAUAAAGAAAUACAUAAAUACACAUGGCAUAAAGAUACAUUCAAUCAAAAAUCAAUAAUAGACUAUAUUAUAAUUAAACAGCAAACGAGGAUAAAAAUACAUGACAUAAGAGUAUAUAGAGGGGUAACUCUUAACGAUCAUUAUUUGGUAAAUUCCAAAUUUUUAUUCCCCUUCAGAGGAAAAAGCACUGAAGAAAAUCGAAAUUGUCCUAUAGAAAAUAUACAAACAGAAAUCAAAAUUCCUAAAUAUAAUUUGAAUAGUUUGGAGAAUGAAAGCACAAUAUUUUUGUAUCAAAAGAGAUUAGAUGAAAAACUGGUAGAAACAGAGUUUGAUAAUACAGAAGAUCAAUAUCAUUAUAUUGUAAAUAAACUACAUGAAGCCGCCAAGGAAGCUUUAGGAGAAACAGAAGAAACACAUACAAACCAUCCAUUAUACUAUUGGAAUGAAGAAAUUAAAAAGGAAGUGAAAUUAAAGAAAGAAAAAUAUUUAAAAUGGUUAAAUACCAGAAAUCUUCAAGAUAAAAUAGAGCUUAAUGCACAACAAGCGAAAAUCCGGAAAAAGGUUGCAGAAGCAAAAAACAAAGUUUGGGAACAGUCAUGUCAAAAAAUUGAAUCCUAUAUUGGUGGUAAAAGAAACACAGAAGCAUGGAAAACUAUAAAAAAUUUAAGAAGGAAUUCCAAAGAAACAACACAUAUUAAAUAUAUUACUCAUGACUCUUGGGAAAAAUAUUUUAAAAGUUUAUUAACAGAAAACAGGGAAGAAUACUUGGGAAACCCUGAAUAUAAUGAAAUGAUAGAUCUACAAGCAGAGAAUUACAUCCAUUUGGAAAUAGAGACAGAGGAGUCAGUGAGCAUUACUUCAGCUGAUGGUCUUCUAAAGGACCCAACAAUUUCCAACGACACUGCAUAUGUAAAAUCUCAUUGUGCAUUUUUGAUUCCUAUUAUUAAAGGUCUGGAGUUUCCAGCAAAACAAGUCUACAGGAAACUGCGAUUGAUAGAAGAGGUGACAGAAAAAAUCAACUUGCUCCUAGGUUCUAUUGGUACGAAAGUUAGUGAGAAACUAAAGACAGCGCUACAGACAAACCCUGGACUGACCACCCUCUGCACAGUGGCUGACAUCUUAUCAGAUAAAUCAACAGAACAUGAGUGUGCAGUUCCAUUGCACCUAAUACCGUGA